AUGACAUCUCCCGUGCCUAAUGCCAUCGAGGCAAAAACGGUGGCUGAGAGCCCAGACACCCAAAUUUACCAACACAUUUUUGAAAAGUCCAAUGUCAAGGCAACCGCUACAGGACUAUCCGACCAGCCCGGCAGCGACGCCGACGCCAACAGCGACAAUGUUAUUCUCGACACGGCCCAGGACGCCGUCCAUCAUCUCUUGCCACUUCGAGAUGACUUUGAGCCCGCUUUGACGUUUCGCAGCCUGUUUCUUGCGUCCUGCCUUGCUGCGUUCCAGGCGGCCAUGAGCCAAAUCUACUCGUUCAAACCAACCUCUGUCGGCGUAUCGGGAACCUUUAUUGUGCUCAUUGCGUACUUUGCAGGCCUGGCCUGGGCGAAACUGCUUCCCCGAGGAGACAAGUAUGAGGCGCGGUGGAGAGAGCAAGGGGGACAAGGGACGCCGCCGCGAUGGAUCCAAGUCUUGUCCUUUUUCAAUCACGGACAUUGGAAUCUCAAAGAGCACGCCGUCUGUUCUAUUACGGCGACAUCGGCGUCCAAUGCCACCGCCAGCAUCACUGUAUUCACAGCCCAGGACUUGUUCUACGACUUGCCUCUCAGUUCAACCACGGUUGUCCUGAGCACACUUUCCAUUGGCCUCUUUGGAUACGGCCUCUGCGGCAUCUUCCGACCCAUCGCAGUUUGGCAUGUCGAAUCCGUGUACUGGGGAAAUAUCCCUACUGUCAAGACGCUGCAGGGUCUCCACUGGGCGGAUCUCAAGAGCUCCAAGCCUCUACGGACGUUUUGGUACAGCUUCACUGGCAUGUUUUCCUACGAGUUUCUUCCUGCUUACAUUAUGCCCUGGCUCAACUCCGUCUCCAUCCCCUGUUUGGCAUCCAUGAAGGCCACGGGCGACAAGGCCGAGAUCACUUCUGGCUCAACGUCUAUGCCGCUGACGACGCAACUGCACUCGGCGGUGGGCCUCUUUAUCUGCUUCAUGGCCAUGGUCGGCAUUUACUACAAUAAUGUUUGGGAAUCAAGGGCACAACCCUUCAUGUCUACGCGUCUUCGAUCAGCAAGCGGAUCGGCUUAUCCCGUUGGCAAAGUAUUUUCCGGUGGCAUUCUCAAUGAGACAGCCUUUGAACAGUAUGGGGUACCGCGGCUUACUGGAAGCUUUGCGUAUGCCAUGCUCAUGGCCAAUGCAGCGAUUGGCGCUCUUAUUAUGCACUGCAUUCUGUUCUGGGGAAAAGAUAUCCUGAGAGCAUACAAGAGCGCACAAAGGGGCAACUUCAACGACAAGCAUCAUGAGCACAUGGCCAAGCACUACCGAGAAGCUCCCUGGUGGUGGUAUGCCAUCAUUCUAGUUGGCAGCUUUGUACUGGGCCUUGCUGUGGUUCUGAGUCAAAAUAUCACCAUUCCUAGCGUCAUACUUCUUGCACGCUUCGGAAAUGGCAUCGCGACAAACAACCUGUCCAAAAUGAUUGCUGGACUGACCCUUCCUGGUCGGCCGAUUGGCAACAUGUACUUUGCCGCGUGGUCGCAUUCCGUCAUUGCCAGUUGUGUGAACCUAUCGAGCGACCUGAAAUUAGGAGACUACCUCAAAAUCCCCCCGCGCGUCAUGUUCCUGACCCAAAUUUACGGCACUUUGAUCGGCGCAGUCGUCAACUAUGCAGUCAUGAUCUCCAUCGUCAACGACAAUCGCGACUUGCUCGCGAAUACAAACGGCAACUCUUCAUGGAGCGGAGCGUCGAUUCAGUCUUACAACACCAACGCAACGUCAUGGGCGUUGGCAAAGUAUCUGUACACGGCUGGCUCCAGGUAUGCUGUUGUGCCAUUUGGCGUUUUGAUCGGCGCCGCCUUGGUUGUCGUGCAGCGAGUUGUUGUCAUUUUUGCCCCAAAAGUUCGUGGCUUCUCUCUCGACCGCAUUAAUUUGCCGCAGUUGCUGCAGUAUGCCGGAUUCAUUCCAUACAACCAAUCGCAAACGUGCAUCAUCCUCAGUGGGAUUAUUGCCGGUGUCUUUAUGCAGUUCUAUCUGCGAAACUACCACCCGCGGAUUUUCAAGAACUAUUCAUACCUAGUCACUAUUAUUUCUAGUUCUUGGGUAACAGAUCCGGCGGGCCUCAAGAAAUUACAGGAUGCACAAGUGAAAAAGGUCAAGGAGUACACCAAAACCCGGGAUGAGGGCGACUUGGUGAAGAUUUGCGCAGAGGAGGGUCAAGUUGCGUAUGACCAGUGCAAGCGUGGUUCCGUCUAA
Molecule: messenger RNA, 2229 nt
Organism: Cordyceps militaris CM01
Lineage: Eukaryota; Fungi; Ascomycota; Sordariomycetes; Hypocreales; Cordycipitaceae
Product: oligopeptide transporter, putative
Exons: 8
Coding region: 1-2229 (742 amino acids)
Biological process (GO): transmembrane transport
Molecular function (GO): oligopeptide transmembrane transporter activity
Source: RefSeq, a predicted model, not a curated record